AUGGCUGUUUUCCUCUUUGAUUUCGCUGCGAAAGUCGCUCAUCAUGGACAUGAUGGUGCCUAUGAUGAUGAUUUCUAUGAUCGUUUAUCUCGCCGUUAUUCUGUUAUUCUUCUUGUCAUAUUUACUGUACUUGUAUCAACAAAACAAUAUGUUGGUGAACCAAUAGCUUGUUUUUGUCCAGCACAUUUUACUGGUACACAUGUUGAAUAUACAAAUAAUGUAUGUUGGAUAUCAAAUACGUAUUUUGUUUCAUUUGAUCGUCUUUUACCAAAACAUCCAAAUCCAAAAACUGAACAAUUUAUUUAUUUUUACCAAUAUGUACCAUUUAUUCUUAUGGUACAAGCUGUACUUUUCUAUAUUCCAUCACUUAUAUGGUCAUCAUUAAAUUCUAAAAGUGGUUAUGAUUUAAGUAUGCUUGUAACUCAUGCUCGUAUUAUUGAUACAUAUACAUCAGAUAUUCGUGACACAUCUAUUCGUCAUUUAGCACGUUUUAUUGAUAAGGCACUUGAAUAUCAUAGACAUAAACGUUUAGAAUACUUUGAUCAAUUGCGUUCAAUAAAAUGUUCAUCAUUAUCAUCUAUAUAUUCAUUUUUUUUAUUAAAUAAUCAUAUAACAAUGCGUGACAAUCAUUUAAUGUGGUCUUUUUUAUUUUCUAAACUUCUUUAUUUGCUCAAUGCUUUUGGACAAUUAUAUUUGCUCAAUUUUUUUCUUGGCAAUGAUUAUCAUAUGUAUGGCUUUGCUGUCAUAAAGGCUUUGUUCACUGGUAAUAAUGAGAAUUGGACAGUAACACCAAGAUUUCCUCGAGUUACAUGGUGUAAUUUUGCCGUACGAAAUUUAGCAGAUAAUAUCCAUACAUAUACAGUUCAAUGUAGUUUACCAAUAAAUUUAUUUAAUGAAAAAAUUUUUUUAAUCAUAUGGUUUUGGCUUUAUUUUACAACUUUAUGUACAUUAUUUGGUUUUCUUUAUUGGAUAAGUUCAUUUUUUUAUCCAAAAUUUUAUAAAUCACAUAUAAUGCGUUAUUUAUCAUCAAUGAAACGUAUAAAUAUUCAUCAUUUUCCUCAAAAUCCAUUUCAAGAACAACAACAUCGUUAUCUUCCAUAUCAUUCUUAUCCUCUUCAUCAUUCAAAUUAUCAUCGUCGUCAUUCAUUUAGUCAUUCACAUUAUGGUACAGGUAGUAGUCAUUAUGGUUCAUUACAUAUGGGACAUCCUCAUCAUGGUCUUUUAUCAUCAUUUGCUAGUCGAACAUUAAAAACAAAUUUUGAUUUAGUUCGUUUGUCACGUGUACAUGAUCAAUUAAAUCUUCCAAUAACAACAACAGAAAAUACGGACAUAAAUACAGCAUCAUCAGCUGAUGAUCAAACACCACCAUCACCAUCAACUCCGCAGCCAAUACACGUACCUACAAUUGUCCCAUGUUCGAUACCAAAUGAAGAAGAUCAUUUAUUAACAAAUUUUUUAACAAAUUAUCUUGGUCGAGAUGGUAUACUUGUUUUAUAUAUUUUAAAAAUGAAUACAAAUGAAGUUAUAACAGGUGAAAUUGUUACAGCUUUAUUUGAAUUAUUUAAAACAAGUAUUCAAACUGAUACAACAGAAUAA
This is a messenger RNA of Rotaria sp. Silwood1, 1596 nucleotides long. Lineage: Eukaryota; Metazoa; Rotifera; Eurotatoria; Philodinida; Philodinidae. The record is from the annotation of a GenBank genome assembly.